Messenger RNA from Talaromyces rugulosus, 1050 nucleotides. RefSeq lists its product as uncharacterized. NCBI's taxonomy places the organism in Eukaryota, Fungi, Ascomycota, Eurotiomycetes, Eurotiales, Trichocomaceae. Bases 1 to 1050 code for a protein of 349 amino acids. Gene Ontology annotation, molecular function: oxidoreductase activity, acting on the CH-OH group of donors, NAD or NADP as acceptor. The transcript has a single exon. The record is from RefSeq and is a predicted model, not a curated record.
AUGUCUUCUGCUCUAAACUUCCCAGAAAACUCUACCGUUUUGGUGACCGGAGCCAAUGGACAUGUGGCUCAGCAUAUGCUCGAACAACUCCUGAGAAUCCCUUCAGUCAAGGUUCGAGGAACGGUCCGAACAGCUACAUCCGAAGCCGCCUUGCAAGCAGUAUUCGGAAAUUACGUGGCCUCUGGGUCAUUGGAAAUCAUCCAAAUCCCCGACAUCACACAGGAAGGGGUCUUUGACACUGCACUUCGAGAUUGCACACAUGUAGCGCAUGUGGCGUCGCCCCUGGUGGUUGGGUCGACCAAUGUCGAAGACGAGGUGCUGAAGCCCGCUCUACGAGGAACGUUGUCUCUUUUGGCAUCAGCAGAAAAGGCCAAUAAGCUGAAAUCAGUGGUCAUAACAGGCUCUUUUGCGUCCGUCAUUGACCUUAUGCAAGAUCUGCGCCCUGGAUACACCUACACUCCCAAGGACUGGAACCCAUUGACCUACGAACUCGCGGCCGACCCUGCCCUUGAUCUGUCUAGGUGGCCAGAAAGGUAUCGUCCAUUUGUCACGUACACGACCUCGAAGAAAGUUGCAGAACGCGGGGCAUGGGACUGGUGGGCUGAACAUAAGCCAGCAUGGGAUCUAUCCUUUGUCAAUCCUACCUAUAUCCUCGGCCCUUAUUUGCUGCCUGUAUCCCGCGAGAAGCUGAGCUUUAGUUGUCAUCUUGCCUCGGGUGUCGCGCUGUCGAGUCCCAAGGAUAAUCUUCCCUUGAUUGACUUUCCGCACUGGGUCGAUGUGAGAGAUGUUGCUCUUGCGCACCUCCUCGCCUUGACGAAUCCGCAAGCCAGGGGCGAGCGGUUUAUUCUUGCUCCGAACAAGGUUCCUCCUUCGGCUUUUGCGAAGAUAGCCAAGGAGAGACUUGGCCUGCAUCCGUCAGAGGAGAUACAGGAACUGCCUCCGAUGUUUGACAUUGACUCACGCAACUGCGAGUCCGUAUUGAGCAUGAAUGAUUGGAUUGCCUUGGAAGAUUCUUUAGUAGAUUUAGUUAAUCAGAUAACACAAAAUUAA